AUGGCACCUGCAUCCCAAUUCGAGCUGGCGCAACCGCCCAGCGACGCUAUUUCUGCGCUCGCAUAUGCGCCUAACUCUCCUACAAAGCUCCUGGUCUCCUGCUGGGACAAGAAAAUCUACCUCUAUGACACACACAGCGGAGGCGAAGACGCUCCAGGCACACUUCUUAAGACGAUUGAGUUUCGGGCCCCUGUGCUUGAUGUAUCUUUCGGCGCGACAGACGACGAGGCCUACACGGCUUGUUUAGAUCAUUGUGUCUACCGGGUCGACUUGGAGUCGGGGGAGAAGCAAGUGGUUUCUCAACACACUGCGCCCGCGCGAUGUGUGGUCUACAGCCCGGAGCACUCCCUCCUCGUCUCCGCCUCCUGGGAUCAGACCCUUCAAUUUCACAAUGCAAAGUCCCCCUCCGACCCAAACAUUACGAUUCACCUGCCCGGCAAGCCCCAUGCUCUGGCCGCCAGCCCCUCUAAGGUUGUUGUCGCCAUGACAGCCCGCCUCGUCAACAUCUACGACCUCAGUACUAUUCCUGCUCUCUUUUCCCAAGAGGGUCCCCACGACAUCAAGCCCUGGCAGCAGCGCGAGUCUUCGCUCAAAUUCCUCACCCGCGCCGUCUCUUGCAUGCCAAAUGACGCUGGCUACGCUACGAGCAGCAUCGAGGGCCGCGUCGCCGUCGAGUGGUUCGAGGACUCAGCUGAGUCUCAGGCCCGCAAAUAUGCUUUCAAGUGCCAUCGUCAGGCCGCGCCUGCCGAGGGUGAGGGAGACAUUGUCUACCCAGUCAACGCUAUGGCUUUCCAUCCUGUCUACGGCACCUUUGCCUCGGGUGGCGGCGAUGGCACUGUUGCACUCUGGGAUGCCGAGGCCAAGCGCAGAAUGAAGCAGUAUCAGAAGUUCCCUGACAGCGUCGCCGCGCUGGCUUUCUCCAAGGAUGGCAGAUACCUCGCCAUCGGUGUCUGCCCGGGCUUCGAGACAGGCAUGGAGGACUACAGCGCGGAGGGCAAGGCCAGCGUGUUCAUCCGUGAACUUGGAGAGACGGAGGCCAAGGGCAAGGGCGCGAAAUGA
This is a messenger RNA of Colletotrichum truncatum, 1059 nucleotides long. Its product is annotated as mitotic checkpoint protein bub3 (WD domain-containing protein). Gene Ontology annotation, biological process: mitotic spindle assembly checkpoint signaling. Gene Ontology annotation, molecular function: ubiquitin binding. NCBI's taxonomy places the organism in Eukaryota, Fungi, Ascomycota, Sordariomycetes, Glomerellales, Glomerellaceae. The record is from RefSeq and is a predicted model, not a curated record. Gene Ontology annotation, cellular component: bub1-bub3 complex; nucleoplasm; kinetochore.